Molecule: messenger RNA, 4024 nt
Organism: Phyllostomus hastatus (greater spear-nosed bat)
Lineage: Eukaryota; Metazoa; Chordata; Mammalia; Chiroptera; Phyllostomidae
Gene: FAM149A
Product: family with sequence similarity 149 member A
Exons: 14
Coding region: 419-2794 (791 amino acids)
Source: RefSeq, a predicted model, not a curated record
GCCCCGUCGGGGUAUCUGCGGGCGGAGGCCCCAGUCCCUACCCUCAGCCCGGUGGCGCUGGCAGCACCGUGGGUCUCCGGGGUCUCGCAGCACCAGGGCAGAGGGUCUGCUCCGCGUGGAGGUGGCCGCCCCUGUCCCCAGCCUCAGCGUCCUGCGGACCCCUUGGGAAUCGGUCUCCAGUGGUGCGGGGCUGAGCGCCCCAGGCGUCCCUCUGCGGGCGGCGUGAACCAGAGGUCCUCGGGGCUUCGCGGAGCACGGGGUCCCCAGGACCCCCACCACCGCUCGGCACCACCCUUCCCGGAUCCCUGCGAGCGGCAGUGGAUGGAGCCCCGAAGCCCGGCUCCCCGAGGCCUUGAGGUUGCAGCAGCAGCAGCAGCAGCAGCAGCAGCAGCGGGGACCGCAUUUCCGAAGCUGGGACAUGAAGGUCGCAGUGCUGGACCUCGGGUCCCUCUUUGCCAAAAUCUUCAAGACCUCUAUGGCGCCCCCAGGGGUUCCCUCCCCUGUCGCCUCCUCCAGCCACACAGAAGGCGCUGCCACCUCCGGGCUGGCAGCCCCCACCCUGACCCUCCUCCCCGCCCUGGCGCCGGACUCACCCUCCACCUCGCGGGGGGCGCCGGCCGCGCUCCAUCCUCGGCUCACGGCCUCCUACCCCAGGGUCUCAGUCGGGAGCCGCGGGACAGAAGCACUAGGGACCCCCUUCUCACUGCCCAGUAGCCCGAGAGCAACCAAAGUCCAGGCCCUGCCCCCGGCCCCCUCCGGCGGUGGCUGCAGCGCCGCGAGCUCCCCGGCUCACCUGGCGGCGGUGGCGCGGCCGCCCCCCGGCCCUCCUGGCGGGGUGUGGACCGCGCUGCCGUCUAUCGGGGGCUCCACGGGCAGCAGCGGUGCAGCCUUGAGCCCCCGGAACUCCCGCCAGCCUGGCCCCGGAGACCGAGAGCCCAGCGCUGGGAUGCCCCCUGGACCUGGCCCCAAGACCCUCUUCUUCACCUUGCCGGACAUCGGCGAGGAGUGGGCCUCGGACAGCGACCCGGAGGAGGGCGGAGACGCAAGAGGACUGUCCAAAGGAUCUGGAAAACACAAUAUUUCUGGGAAAAACGAAGAUCCUCUACCUACACGUUUUACAAGAAAUGUGCAGAAGGCCAUCGGUAAAUAUACCUGCGACUCCUCCUCCUCAUUUUCCUCCGAUGGAAGCCCCGCCCCCACGGAAGGCCACAGCUCUUGGUCUGGGUCCGGGACGCGCAGCCCCCCCACCGGCGUAUCCACCGAAAGGAGCUCCAUCUGCUCUUGGAGAGAUGACGAGUUUGACAAAAGCAGUGCACAGAAGGUACAGCAGCUGUUCUGGGAGGUGGAGGAAAUGUUGUUUGAAGGGAAAGUGAGCCCUCCCACCCAGAACCUGGUGGCCGAAUGCACCGAGUGGGCAAGGCGGUCCGUGCACCUGAGAGUAUUGGGAAGACAGAUUGUCCUGCCCACUGAUGAAGGGGUCCGCCACUUCCAGGGCAGCGAGCCUCGCUCCACGGCCCACGACCCCUUCUCGGACACCCGUGAACGCCACGGCAGCAUCAGACAGUUGUGCAUCUCCGGCUCUCAGAUACUCCCAGCAGCACUUGCAGCCCCAGCCGAGCCAGGUCCCGACUGCACAGGGGCGGCCGACCGCAUGGCGUGUCCGUCCCUGCAAGAGGAGGUCUAUGACGUGGAAGGGAAGAUCGAAGAGUAUUUCGCUUUCGAUGGAAAAGAGGAUGACGAUGAACGCCCCAGACGAAAAUCAGCUCACCGUUACCGGACGUGGCAUAAACACGGACUUCCACCCGUGUCCCCACAUGACUGUAUCAAAGAUGCCGUGGCUGCAGAAGUGUUCGAUCGUGUCUGGACAAACGUGGUAGAAGUAUUGGAGGAGCUGGUUAGAAAAAACUGGGAAAUUACGCUCACAGGGGGAAAAACCCAGAAGGAAAAAUUGAAAGCAGCUGAGACGAGAUCUCCACAGGUCCUCGUUUGCCGUAUGACCACCGAUGUCUCAAGUGCUCCUCCAUCCAGAAGUUCAGAAACUCGAAGCGUCUCGCUGGCUUCUCACCCUAACCCGCCUCCGAUUCAUCGCUCCUCCAACCAUGUUUAUAAUGAUCUGAAUGGUGUGAUGACAAUUCAAGCAAAACCACUUCAACAGAGACCCACCUACUUGGCCGAUAGGACACAGAAUGACCAGGAGGACAGAUCAGUGAGUGUCGGGGCCAGUGCGCUGUCCUCGGCGCGCUGCCACCUGGGACGAACCUCAGACACGCGUGGGCUGCAGACUCCUGCCAAGAAAACACCCAUCCACAGGAGGCUGCCUUCUCUUCCUGCAGACCCACAGAGGCUGAGAACCCCCACUGUGGACAGCGAUGAGCUGCACAGGGGAACGAAACUGCACACUGGCCUAGACCACCUGUCCUCCCCGCUGGUCCCAGCCCCGCGGACCAGGCUGCCCCCGAUAGGCUCCGAGGCUGCCGAACGGAAUGUGGCACUUCCCGGAUCUCGCCCUGCUUCCUACAGAGGAAGGCACACACACCAAGUGUUAAGCGCAGCACCUGAUAAAAUAGUCCGAUCACCUCGUCACGAAAGACCCUUGGCCACGGAACAGCUUUCAAGGCCCAGCACAACCCAUACGUUUCGGUCAGACACGCCUCGGAAAGGCUCGUUGACACUGGUGGAGUUGGCUGGCCACACCUGGACAGGUCAAGGUUUGCUGACAGGCUCACAGUAUCCAUCUAAAUCUUUUCAGAGGACAACUUGGACCGUAAGAAAGAGAUUCCAGGUGGCGUCGUGAUGCAACUCCGCCAGAGCUGCAGCACCCUGUGGGAGCAUUCAGAGCCUCCCACUCACCAUGGAACAAUGGAAGAACAAGUGUUAUGUUGUGUAUCUGUUGGCCUGCUGGUCUGAGACAUUAAACUAUCUGAGAGAAAUGUAGACAAACAACUUAAUUUUGAACACUUUGCGUCAUUAACAGAAUGCAAGUCAAACUCACAAAUCUUAUCAGAAGCAUUCCGAUAUGGAUUCUUUAGGCUUUGCUCAGAAGAAUCCAAUAUAUAUUUAUGAUUCAUCCUUUCACCAAUUAUACACAAACAUGCACAUAAUCAACACACAUGUUCACCCACUGCUUAAUAUAUAAAAAUAUAUUUUCUAGUAAUAUGCCAUUUUAUAGCUUUGUGUCUUGACCUAUUUUUAGGUAUGUCUUGUUCCAUGACUAAUUCCAUCAGAGCCCUAGUCACUAACGAUAUGAUUUCCUUCUUUAGAAAAUGGCCCAGUCAUCUGCGGUGCGGCGUGCCCGUGGGACUGAGGUCCAGGCUGCCCUAGUCGUUGUCUGUAGUUUAGUCCCGAACCUCUUUGAGGAAGGACAGCGGCCGAGUCUCCCAAGCCGAUUUUGUCGAACUGGUUUUCCUGUUCCAAUUCAGGCGCUCGGUUUAGAAGUAUCCCCUGUUUAUUGUUUUUAAAGCCAAUCGACUGAUUUUGAUUAUGACUAUAAACAUAAUUAAAGUGUGUCGCAUGUGGUUUCAUCUUUAUUGUUUACAAUGGAAGAGUCCAUCCGUCGGAGAGAAGGCUCUGCAGCAGCGCCUUCCUUGUCAUCGCAACCUGACCUUUCCCCGGGUGUCCCCUGUGGACGUAAAACCUUCCCCCAUGCCUCCGUCUAAAGCAGCAGUGCCCUCCUCUCUCUGAGCUCUCGCCCUGCUUUAUGUUCCUCCGGAGCCUGUGUCCCUGCUGACGUGGACACAGGCGGUGGAACAGAGGCUGCGGAGAGGAGAUAGAUGAUCCUUCGGAGGCGAGGCUCUCUCUCGGGCCAUCUCUCCUUCCCUUCUCUCCCCGGUGGUUUCUCCUCGUAGUCGUUUAAACCCGCAGGCCCAUUUUGAUCUUCUCAGAUCGCAACUUACCAUAAUGUCUUCUUUUCUACCAGAGAAUUAUAUUUUGUCAAUUUAAGUUUUAUUAAUCCAAAAGGAAACUUUACAUACAUCGGCAUAUAUAUUCCUACAAACGUCUAAUAAAUUAUUUCUGGUUGGAAGAA